Manduca sexta (tobacco hornworm) is the source of this 3424-nucleotide messenger RNA. RefSeq names its product helicase POLQ-like (gene mus301). The coding region runs from base 126 to 3350 and encodes 1074 amino acids. Gene Ontology annotation, molecular function: ATP binding; nucleic acid binding. The record is from RefSeq and is a predicted model, not a curated record. Lineage: Eukaryota; Metazoa; Arthropoda; Insecta; Lepidoptera; Sphingidae. The transcript has 16 exons.
UUUUGCUUUACUUUAUACUGUUUGUGUUUAUCGUGAUUUUUUUAUUAAAAUGAAAUUGUAGGGAAUUGGAAAUAAAUGAAAUAUUUGAAUAAAAUUGAUAAUCAUUUGGUACUAAGGUGUCUACAAUGGAAGAUAAUACUUCGACACCUAAAAGAAGGCGACUUGGAGUUGGAAGAAUUUGUUCAAGUCGAAAGAAGAAAAUCUCCAGUGCGAGAUCGAAUUACACUUCUGUUACACCAAAAAACUCCCAUACCACUGGAACAAUUCUAGACAACUGUGAUUCCCCCCAAUUACCAUCAAAUCAAGUGAAAUAUUUAUGCGAUUCCGGCAAUACUUCGUACAGUGAUAUAUCUUGCUCGUUCGAUGUAUUGGAAGGUUCAUUUCUUAAGGAUACCAAGAAUUCAUCUUCAGGGUGCAAAUAUGGUAAUAUAAACUCCGUUCAUGAUACUAUAGCAAGAGAAAUCGAUAAUAUUUCUGAAGAUAUGUUUAAAUCAAAGUUGGAAAGAUCUAUGUUUAUGAGUGUUACCGAGUUAGUGGCUAAAGAAAAUCUCAAGGAAGAUUUGGGAGAUCAUAAUAAUUGUGAGGAAAGAUCAAAGUUAUCAGAUAUUACUCAAGAGGUGACACAUAAAAAUAAUAUAACAGAAGAAAAUAGUGGUGAACCAAAUCAUGAAGAAAUUAAGAAAGUUCCACCAGAUAUCCCAUCAUUUUUAGAAUCAAGUGCAGUGGGCGACUUAAAUAAAUCAGAGGAAUCAAAUGAACUUGAUAAUAAAGAAAACAAGAAAGAAUAUGAAAGAAGUGUAGAAGAGACAUUUGAUUUUAUAAAUGAAACAAUAUGUAACUUUGAUGAAUCAGACAUGGCUAUAGAUCCAGUCGAGUUACAGAAUCUGUUUGCAUCGCCAGGACCAUACAGAAAAACACAGAACACAUGCAAAACUGUAGAGGAGGAAAAAUCAUGUGACAACUUCUAUGGACUACCGAUGAUGACAAAAGCUCUGUUUAAAACUUAUCGGAAUGUUGAAAAGUUUUAUGACUGGCAAGAGGAAUGUUUAAAUUUAGAAGCAAUAAAAAAAGGCAAGAAUUUAAUCUAUGCCUUACCAACUAGUGGUGGCAAAACCCUGGUCGCUGAAGUAUUGAUGUUAAGACAGGUGUUGAAUAACAGGAAAAAUGUUCUGUUCAUAUUGCCUUAUGUUGCUAUUGUUCAGGAAAAGAUAUGGGCGCUCUCUCCUUUUGCUCUACAACUGGGAUUCCUGGUAGAAGAGUAUGCAGGUGGCAAAGGAAACAUGCCGCCCACUAAGAGACGAAAGAAGCACAGCAUCUAUGUGGCGACCAUAGAGAAAGGUCUUGCGUUAAUCAGGAGUCUUAUUGAGUUGAAGAGGCUAGAUGAACUCGGGCUUAUUGUGGUAGAUGAAUUACAUUUAAUUGGUGAGAGAAGUCGUGGAGGGACGCUAGAAACCUUGCUGGCUACUGUAUUGUUUACUAAAGAGCCCAUUCAGAUAGUAGGCAUGAGUGCAACUAUUGGUAACCUGGAUGAGAUAGCGAAGUUUCUGAAGGCGGAGGUGUACGAGAGGCAAUUCCGGCCGGUGCAGCUGACGGAGUACGUGAAGCUGGGUGGCAUGCUGCACAGGAUCCAGUGGCGAGAGAGCGGCAUGGAGCUAGUACCUGAUAGGGAGCUGGUGUAUGAUUACGCCCCAGCGGCCAUAUCCCUCGACCCUGACUUGCUGGGCGGGCUGGUGUCGGAGGUGGUGCCUGAGGGCAGUUGUCUGGUAUUCUGUCCCACCAAGCGCAACUGCGAGAACGUCGCCGCGCUCCUGUGUAAAAUGUUGAGGAAAGGGAUGACCAACCACCGACUAGAGGAGCGCUUGAGCCUGCAAGCCACGCUGAGGGCAGAAGGCAGCAAUUACGAGUUGAUGCGCGCGGUGAAGUGUGGUGUAGCGUACCACCACGCGGGGCUCACCAGCGACGAGCGGGGACUGUUGGAGAAUGCUUUUAGGAGUGGUGUGAUAUCCGUGUUGUGCUGCACGUCGACCCUCGCAGCCGGUGUGAAUCUGCCCGCUCAGCGCGUGCUGAUCCGAGCGCCGUACGUAGGGAGCGAGUUCCUCACGCUGGCCGCAUACCGACAGAUGGUCGGCAGGGCGGGACGCGCUGGCAUUUGCGAGAAAGGUGAGAGCAUAAUGAUAUGCCCACUACGUGACAAGGCUAAGCUGUCGGGCGUGUUGCGCGGGGGCUUGUUGCCCGCCAACAGCGCGCUCAUGGAGUGUACGGGCAUGGCGGGCAGCGUGGCCAGCUCGGGCGGCGCGCUGGCGGGCGCGGUGCUGGGCGCCGUGAGUCUGGGGCUCUGCACCAGCGGCGGUAGCUUGCGGCGGCUGCUGGCCGGCACACUGCUCGCCGUGCCGCAGGACCACAGGAAAGUGGACAUAACGGCUGUGUGUGACAACACCCUCAAAACGUUGAUACAGACUGGUGCUCUAAAGGUGACCGGAGAAGUACCGCCCGACCCUCAGGACUUGGAUAUGGAAACGGAAAGUGAAUUAGUUUAUUACAAUAGCGAAUUAGCUGUCAGUGACCACGGCAAGGCGGCUGUGAAAGGCGGCAUGGACCUGUCUGUGGCGCGGCAGCUGGCGGAGGACCUGGAGUGGGCGGCGCGCGGGCUGGUGCUGCUCGGCGCGCUGCACCUGCUGUACGUGGUGACGCCGCACGACGCCGCCGGCAUACGCGUCGACUACAGGCACUACUACUCGUUGUACUGCGAGUUGGAUGAAGAGGGUUUGCAGACGGCCAAAACUUUGGGCAUCACGGAGAAUAACGCGAUACGCAUGAUGACCGGGAAACCUAUCACGAGUGUGCCGGUAAGCGUGCUGUGUCGGUUCUACGUGGCGUUGAUGCUGCGAGACUUGUGGAGACAGAUGCCUUUACCGGCAGUAGCUGAAAAGACAAUAUGUGGCGGCAGGUACUUGGUGGGGCGCGGCGUGGUGCAGGCGGUGGUGAGCGGCGCGGCGAGCUUCGCCGUGGGCGCGGCGCGGUACUGCGAGUGCGAGGAGCGGCGCUGGCCCUUCGCGGCGCUGCUGGCGGCGCUCGGCGCGCGCCUGCGCACGUGCGCCGCGCCGGAGCUGCACCACCUCAUGGACUUGCCUGCUGUUAAAAAGGGUCGAGCUCUGCAGCUGAUGCGUGCGGGAUACAAAAGGAUAGAGGACAUCGCGAAGGCAUCCCCCAAUGAUCUCAUGACCUCCAUCUCUCACUUGUCCAAGACCGCCGCUACGCAGCUCAUCAGCGCGGCAAGGUUAAUGCUUAUAGAGAAAGUAGAAAACUUGAGGGCUGAGGCUGAAGAAGUUAUGGAGGAACUCAAAAUGUAAAUAAAUGAAGUAAAUUUAAUUCGAGGUUAUACUCAAUUCAAUGUGAUAUUUUUGUAAAUAAAAUGAUAUAUAAA